AUGGUGUGUAUGAACCGAUGUCUGUCGGUUCAGCUAAACCCAGCUCUUCAGUUUCACUGUUCAGUCUCUAGCAUGCCUGCUUAUCAACAGGACUGUUGUUUUCUCACGCAGAGAAUGCUGAUGAGGAAAAGAGCUUUCCUGCGGCAAACUGAUAAGAAUCUCUGGGUGACUGUGCAGGUCUCUGCUCCGUGUCCCAGCGAGAGGCACUAUGAGCUUCUAGGACGGUGCUGCAGCAAAUGCGAGCCAGGAAAGUACAUGUCUUCUAAGUGCACUACUACCUCUGACAGUGUCUGUCUGCCCUGUGGCCGGGAUGAAUACUUGGCUACCUGGAAUGAAGAAGAUAAAUGCUUGCUGCAUAAAGUCUGUGACACAGGCAAGGCCCUGGUGGCCGUGGACCCCGGCAACCGCACGGCCCCGCGGCGCUGCGCCUGCACGGCCGGCUACCACUGGAGCCAGGACUGCGAGUGCUGCCGCCGCAACAGCGAGUGCGCGCCGGGCCUGGGCGCCCAGCACCCGUGUACGGCCCUUAGCCCUCUUUUUGAGGGCUUCUCAAAACCUUCUACAUUGUGUUCAUCUCUCAAAAAGCUGUUGGAAUUAAUCUGUACCAUCCUUGGAAAGACAGUAGAACAUCCCGGGACGGAUAAAUCAGAUGUGGUUUGCAGUUCUUCUCUGCCAUCUAGAAAGCCACCAAAUGAACCCCAGAUUUACUUGCCCGGUUUAAUUAUUCUGCUUUUCUUCAUAUGUGCAGCAGUAGUUGCUGCUGUCAUCUUUGGUGUUUACUACAGGAAAAAAGGGAAAGCACUAACAGCUAAUUUGUGGCACUGGAUCAACGAGGCUUGUGGCCGCCUAAGUGGAAAUAAGGAGUCCUCAGGUGACAGUUGUAUCAGCACCCACACAGCAGCCUCUAGUCAGCACCCAGUGCGUGAAGGUGUCUUACUGCUGACUCUGGAGGAGAAGCCGUUUCCAGAAGAUAUGUGCUAUCCAGACAGUGGUGGUGUCUGUGGGGGAGCGUGUGCAGGAGGUGGUCCCUAUGCACAGGGCCAAGAUGUCGGGAUGCUCUCCUUGGUCAGCAAGACCGAGACCGACGGGGACCCCUUCAAGCAGAUUCCCACGGAAGACGAAUACAUGGACAGGCCUUCCCAGCCCCCAGACUGUUUACUGUUCCUGACUCAGCCUGGAAGCAAAUCCACACCCCCUUUCUCUGAGCCCCUGGAGGUGGGGGAGAAUGACAGUUUAAGCCAGUGCUUCACAGGGACAGACAGCAUGCUGGAUUCAGAAAACUGCAACUUCACUGAGCCCCUGUGCAGGACUGAAUGGAUUCCUGCAUCCUCUGAAAAGUACUUGCAAAAAGAGGUGGAGGGUGGCAAUUGCCCCCACUGGGCAGCCAGCUCCAACUCAGCAGAUGGCUGCACAGGCUGCGGGAACCCUCCUAGGGAGGACCAUGAACCCCUCAUGGGUUCCCCGAAAUGUGGACCCUUGCCCCAGUGUGCCUAUGGCAUGGGCCUUCCCCCUGAAGAAGUAGCCAGCGGGGCAGAGAGGGGAGAGCAGCCCCAGGACGGGGCUGAUGGGAGGCUUCCAAACUCGACGAGGGGAGGUGCUGGGUCUGGAGGCUCCCCCAGUGACCAGCCACCUGCAUCCGGAAAUGUGACUGGAAACAGCAACUCCACGUUCAUUUCCAGCGGGCAAGUGAUGAACUUCAAGGGCGACAUCAUCGUGGUCUACGUGAGCCAGACGUCGCAGGAGGGCGCGGCGGGCGCGGGCGCGGCGGAGCCGGUGGGCCGCCCGGUGCAGGAGGAGACCCUGGCGCGCCGCGACUCCUUCGCCGGCAACGGCCCGCGCUUCCCGGACACGUGCGGCGGCGCCGACGGGCUGCGGGCGCCCGAGAAGGCGUCGCGGCCGGUGCAGGAGCAGGGCGGGGCGGAGGCCUGA
Propithecus coquereli (Coquerel's sifaka) is the source of this 1929-nucleotide messenger RNA. It is a transcript of the gene TNFRSF11A, whose product is annotated as tumor necrosis factor receptor superfamily, member 11a, NFKB activator. Bases 1 to 1929 code for a protein of 642 amino acids. Lineage: Eukaryota; Metazoa; Chordata; Mammalia; Primates; Indriidae. The record is from RefSeq and is a predicted model, not a curated record. The transcript has 10 exons. Gene Ontology annotation, biological process: multinuclear osteoclast differentiation; response to interleukin-1; ossification. Gene Ontology annotation, cellular component: external side of plasma membrane. Gene Ontology annotation, molecular function: cytokine binding; tumor necrosis factor receptor activity.